AUGAAGAAGUUUUACGGGCUCAGGGGCCAAGCCCUCAAUUAUGCUAUCGGCGUGAUUGCCGGUACCGAUUUCCUUCUCUUUGGUUAUGAUCAGGGUGUUAUGGGAGGCAUUUUAACAAUGCCCAGUUUCCUCAACCUAUUCCCGACGAUCAACUCCGGUGCAGAAGGGAUUACAGAGGCCGAAGCUUCCACAAGGUCCACCAACCAAGGAAUUGCUGUCGCAUGUUAUAACUUGGGCUGCUUCAUUGGUGCGAUCCUGACCAUUUUCAUUGGAAACCCCCUUGGCAGACGGCGAAUGAUCAUGCUUGGCACCAGCAUCAUGGUUGUCGGGGCCAUUCUUCAAGCGUCUGCCACUACUCUCGAGCAAUUCAUCAUUGGGCGCAUUAUCACCGGUAUAGGGAACGGCGGUAACACUUCGACUGUUCCUACGUGGCAAUCGGAGACUUCAAAGGCCCAUAAACGUGGCAAGCUGGUCAUGAUCGAAGGCGCGCUGAUCUCAGGCGGUAUCAUGAUCAGCAAUUGGAUCGAUCUUGGUCUUUCUUUUGCUCCUGGUUCCGUCGCUUGGAGAUUUCCUCUUGCGUUCCAAUGCUUCUUUUGCAUUUUUAUCUUGGCUUUCGUGCACGGACUGCCCGAAAGCCCUCGAUGGCUGAUCCUGAAAGGCCGCGAAACCGAAGCCAAGGAGAUCCUGGCAGCGCUACAAGACGUUUCGCUUGAAGACAAGAUCGUGCAGAAUGAGUUCAUUUCUAUCAAGGAAACCGUGGUUGAAAUGUCCAAAGGCUCGUUUCGCGAUCUGUUCACGAUGGAUAAGGACCGGAACUUCCAUCGCUCCUUGCUGGCCUACAUGAACCAGGUUUUUCAGCAAAUUUCGGGCUGCAAUCUCAUCACAUACUACGCUCCAGUUAUCUGCAAGGGUUUAGGUAUGAGCGAUACUCUGUCACUGAUCUUGGCUUCGUGCAUCGCGACUCAGUAUUUCCUCAUCUCUUGGCCACCCGUCUUCAUUGUUGAGAGAGUCGGUCGAAGGAAGCUCAUGCUCUUCGGUGCCACCGGUCAAUCCAUCACAAUGGCCAUCCUCGCCGGUGUCAACUCCCAAUCAUCGACUGGUGCCCAGAUAGCGGCGAUUGUGUUCCUGUUUGUAUUCAAUUCUUUCUUUGCCUUCGGUUGGCUCGGCAUGACAUGGCUGUACCCCGCUGAGAUCGUGCCUCUACGGAUUCGGGCACCGGCUAACGCUCUUUCCACAUCCGCAAACUGGAUCUUUAACUUCCUUGUCGUCAUGAUUACCCCAGUUGCCUUCAACAGCAUUGGCUAUCAGACGUAUAUCAUCUUCGCAGUGAUAAACGCGUUCAUGGUACCAUCUGUGUACUUCUUCUACCCGGAAACGGCCUACCGUUCAUUGGAGGAGAUGGACUCAAUCUUUCACCGGGUCGGCGCGGGUUGGAAGGGUUUCUUCACAGUCGUACAGGCUGCCAAGGACGAGCCGCGCCGGUAUGGCAAAAACGGCGAGCUUCUGAUUGAGUACGCGGACACCGACGAGCAUAAAAAGCAUGCUGCGGCAGAACAUCGAGAGCAGAAAGUUGAAGACAGGACAAGUGGUACGCCCAGUGACGUCGAAAGUGCGAGGAGUGGAAUUUGGGCGGGUAAGCGUGGGGAAUAG
Molecule: messenger RNA, 1650 nt
Organism: Neoarthrinium moseri
Lineage: Eukaryota; Fungi; Ascomycota; Sordariomycetes; Amphisphaeriales; Apiosporaceae
Exons: 4
Coding region: 1-1650 (549 amino acids)
Biological process (GO): carbohydrate transport; transmembrane transport
Cellular component (GO): membrane
Molecular function (GO): carbohydrate:proton symporter activity
Source: RefSeq, a predicted model, not a curated record